AUGCAGGUUGCCGCCGCCGAUAUCGACCAGGUGUUCGCACACACUACCAACCUAGCAUCAUGCAACCUAAACAGCAAAGUCCUGGCCUGCUCAAACGACUACUUCGCUUCGGUCGAUAACCUUCUCACUCCAACUCCCGCUAUUUCACGCCCCGGCGUCUUCAUUCACACCGGCGCCUGGUACGAUGGCUGGGAGACUCGCCGCCACAACCCCGAUCCUUACGACUGGGCUGUGGUCAAGCUCGGCGUCGCCGCAGGCUAUAUCCACGGCGUCGAAGUAGACACCGCAUUCUUCGUCGGCAACUACGGCGAGAAGGCAGAGCUCCAAGCUACAUAUGCACCGGAAGGUAGCAGCAUUACAGAUGCCCAGAUUGCAGACCCCAACUUCGCCGGCUGGGAGACACUGCUGCCCACUUCGCCUUGCGGCCCCUCCCAGCGCCACGGAUGGAAGCUCCCUGCCGAGGCCACCCAAAAACCCUACACUCACUUCCGUCUCCUGAUGUACCCCGACGGUGGUUUCGCCCGUCUCCGUCUCUAUGGUCACGCCAUCCCCUCUCCUGCCCCCACUGCCUCGGACUCCGUUGAAGAGCUCUCGUCUGCUCUCAACGGCGGUCUGGCUCUUGCCGCCUCCGAUGAGCACUACACCCCCUCCUCUAACACUCUGCUUCCUGGCCGUGGAAAGGAUAUGGGUGACGGAUGGGAGACUGCUCGCUCGCGCGCUGCUGGUCACGUCGACUGGGCUAUUGUCAAGCUGGGUCUUCCCGGCUCGGUCUCUAAGGUUGUUGUUGAUACCAAGGACUUCCGUGGAAACUUCCCUCGCGCUGUGCGCGUGCACGGCCUGGUUGCUGGCACUUCUGGUGAAGGUGUGCCCUCGGCUGAUGACGCCAACUGGGUUGAGAUUGUCAAGGGUGACAAACGCUGCCAGGCAGACACCGAGCAUGUCUUUGGACCUGAGCAUCUCACUGCUGGUGGUGAGGAUACUCGGGUGUUCAGCCACGUCAAGCUGACCCUUGUUCCCGAUGGUGGUGUCAAGCGAUUCCGCAUCUUCGGUCGCCGCGCUUAG
This is a messenger RNA of Penicillium vulpinum, 1062 nucleotides long. RefSeq names its product allantoicase. NCBI's taxonomy places the organism in Eukaryota, Fungi, Ascomycota, Eurotiomycetes, Eurotiales, Aspergillaceae. The transcript has a single exon. Gene Ontology annotation, biological process: allantoin catabolic process. Bases 1 to 1062 code for a protein of 353 amino acids. The record is from RefSeq and is a predicted model, not a curated record. Gene Ontology annotation, molecular function: allantoicase activity.